AUGCUUCAUAAUGCGCAGUCUACGAACAUAUCCCUCACAAAUGCGUGGGAAGUAGAAAGGGGAGGUAGGGUUCGAGCUACGGACCUUUCGGUCAGUAAAUUCACGCUCCAACCACUGAGCCAUCUCGCCCAAUUACGUGCUAUAUUGUUGUGUGGUUGCGAAACAUGGCCUCCGCGGACAAAUAAUUUGAAGCGUCUUCAGGUCUUUGACUCAGAAGCGGAUGGCGUUGGUGAAUUUGAUUGUGUAGCAGAUCUCAACUACCCUACUUUGAGUUCGGUAUCAAAUAGGCCUUCCAGCACCACUCCGUCCCAGGGACAUGAAUCAACUGUGCUUCCUUGGAACCUAGACGAGACCCACCCGUCCAUGCCAGCUGACUUGGUUUCUGAUGCAAAGCGAAAAGGUGUGCUAUCGACCGACGUUUUAGUAGGGCGUCCUGGUGUCUCCAACAGGAAGCGUCCUCCCACCUCUGUUCCAUCUUUGUCGGAUGAAACUAAUAUCCUAGCAAAUACCGAGGGACGUCACUAUCGGGAAUGGCCACCCCUAGCAGGUCUGCGUGGACUUUCGUUGGAUGAGGGAACCCUUAACAAACCGGAUCUCAGUGAGCCGCCUAUGCCUCCCCCUCGCGGCGUUUCAGGACAGAAAUCGACUUCCGUAUACGUCGAAACAUUACAUCAGAAUGGAAUGAGUACCAGUCAGCCGGGUGUUGUGCGGCCUAGUGUACAACGUAUGACACUGAUGCACGAACGACUCGGAAUUAAUAAUUCUGGGCUGACCACAACAUAUCAACUACCAAACAAUGUGCCAAACUCAGCACAACAAGCCGGCAAGCUGUUUGACAUCCCGGAGAUUGUCAGUGGUGAGCGAGUUUCAUCGCCGAAAACGGUAUUUUCCAUUUCCCAGGAUUUCAACACAACCAGUUCUUUAAUAUCAAGUGGUACUUUCAGCAGUGAGGAGGAAAAUCCAACCGGUGCAGCUUUCCACAUGGACUCCUCUUGUGCCACUGAUGCGGUUAAUCUUCGGGAUUCAGACACUGUUCCGAACGCAUCGGAGACUCUGGGCAACGGGAAUAAGAAACAAGCCGUUUUAACCCUAUUGGAACGAUACAAUCUACCGGCAGAGUGCUUGGCGGAUCAAGUGACACCGUGCGAACCGGUUAAAAAGAAACAUAGCUUCAAAGUGCACACCUAUCUCGGUCCAAACUGGUGCGAUUUUUGUACUCAUUUUAUCUGGGGCCUCGUCGCUCAAGGUGUCAAGUGUCAAGAUUGCGGUUUCCAGGCUCACAAGCGCUGCUCCGAUCUUGUGCCAGAUGACUGUCCACCGGAUGUCAAUCAGAUGAAACGUGUGUUCGGCGUGGAUUUGACAAGUCUGACGUUGGCUGAACGAAAAACUAUUCCAAUUUUGCUGGAGCGAUGUGUGGGUGAAGUAGAGACUCGAGGCGCCCUGGUUUGUGAAGGCCUUUACCGUGUUCCGGGAAAUCAUGAUCGUAUUGAGCAGCUUCGUGCAGCAUUUGAUAAAGAUGCUGAAUCUGCUCGAAUAUCCCCAUCUCACGUCCCGGAUGUCAAUGUGAUCACAAGUCUGAUCAAAUCAUUCCUACGUCAACUUCCGGUCCCGUUAAUCACUUUCGACGCCUACCCUAAAUUGAUGGACAUUGUUCGUGAGGACAACCUUACGGAUGGUGAAAACCUUAGUGGAAUCGCCUCUGUGCUGUCUACUCUACCUCCCGCACAUUAUGAAACUUUACGGUUCUUCAUGCGGCAUAUACACCGGGUUGCCGUCAAUCAUGAGAAAAAUAUGAUGUCUGCCGAGAAUCUUUCAACAGUGUUGGCGCCAAGUCUAAUGAGUUCGUCCUACACGGAUCCGCAGAGUUGCAUAGCUGGAAUGCAAACCGAACGGAAGUUGGUACGCAUACUUAUCAGAGAUUACAACGCGUUGUUUCCUGGCCACGAGCGUUCAGUUCGUAGACAUGCCACUUUUGAACCUCAGCAUGACCGUCCAAAUAGUCAGUUUAUUGCCUCUGCGGCUCUCAUGCAGUACGCAGCUAACCGACCGGUUCCACGUGAGCCAGAGCAAAGCAAGCGUCGGUUUCUGCGAAAUCGUCGCUCUGUUGAUACUCCACUGCUCACAUCUGGGUCCACCGAAAAGGCAACCGCUCCGCUCCCUUCUCAAUGCUCCCCACUUGGCAGUCCACUGACAGUGCUGUAUUUACGCACCAAAUUAACGGCUACCGCUUCCAAUGCGCAGCUCUCUAACCCACCUCCCCGAGUCAUCGGUGAACGAAACUGCGGCAGCUAG
Messenger RNA from Opisthorchis viverrini, 2292 nucleotides. RefSeq lists its product as hypothetical. Bases 1 to 2292 code for a protein of 763 amino acids. The record is from RefSeq and is a predicted model, not a curated record. Gene Ontology annotation, molecular function: GTPase activator activity. Lineage: Eukaryota; Metazoa; Platyhelminthes; Trematoda; Opisthorchiida; Opisthorchiidae. Gene Ontology annotation, biological process: signal transduction; regulation of GTPase activity. The transcript has 10 exons.